AUGUCCAUGCAGGUGGGAUUGCGCGCCGCGGCGGCGCUCAAGCCGCGUGCUCUCGGCGUGCGCACGCUCGCUACGUCGAAUGGAAAAGAGUACCUUCCGUGGGAAACAUACCUGCGCCUGCGCAACCAGCGCCGCAUCGCCGGCCUCGUUUCGACGGUGCCUGCCAUGAUUCUCGCAGGCGCCGCAUCGGGAUCCUACUUUUUGACGCAGGAGCUCGACCCGAGUCAGACGAUCAUGGGGAUCGACCCCCUGUUUGUGCACAUCGGCGCGACGCUCGCCUGCACGGGCCUCGGCUGGCUCAUCGGGCCGUCGGUCGGCACGGCGGUUUGGUCGCUGAUGCACCGCAGCAAGGCCGCACAGAUCGCGCAGCGUGACCAUGAGUUCUACCAGCACAUCCGCCGUAUGCGCGUCGAUCCGACGCGCCAGGUGGUGCACAACCCCGUGCCGGACUACUAUGGCGAAAAGAUCGGCUCGAUCAAGCAAUACCGCCAGUGGCUCCGUGAUCAGGUAUGUUGA
Malassezia japonica is the source of this 516-nucleotide messenger RNA. It is a transcript of the gene PAM17, whose product is annotated as TIM23 complex component. Gene Ontology annotation, cellular component: PAM complex, Tim23 associated import motor. The transcript is spliced from 3 exons. Gene Ontology annotation, biological process: protein import into mitochondrial matrix. The coding region runs from base 1 to 516 and encodes 171 amino acids. The record is from RefSeq and is a predicted model, not a curated record. Lineage: Eukaryota; Fungi; Basidiomycota; Malasseziomycetes; Malasseziales; Malasseziaceae.